Molecule: messenger RNA, 5746 nt
Organism: Aphanomyces astaci
Lineage: Eukaryota; Oomycota; Saprolegniomycetes; Saprolegniales; Verrucalvaceae
Exons: 7
Coding region: 150-5690 (1846 amino acids)
Biological process (GO): regulation of transcription by RNA polymerase II
Source: RefSeq, a predicted model, not a curated record
CCCUCAUCAAGCAAGGGGCAAUAACAAGAGGUCGACAGGGCGAGGUCAUCAAGCAGCGCAACCGAGCCACGCCGCCGACGACUAUCGUAGACAGCCCAUAGGAACCUUGCCAACGACUUCCUUGUACAGCGCCAAGACGAACGAGAGCCAUGAGUUCGUCCGGCAGUGCACAAAACAACAAUGGCCCACCCAGAGGAACCAGUAGAUCCCCUUCACGCCACAACACUAUAGGUGAGUUGUCUGGUGGGCCUUCGUCCAUCAACGAUCGAUACAAUUCGUCCAACAAUGGCGGGCGAGGCGGAGGAGGAUAUGGCAGUAACAACUUCCGAGUCCCGCCUGGAUACAACAAUGCGCCGAUGGAUCGCGGCCGACCGAGCCGCUUUGACAAAGACCCACCACCUUAUUCUUCCUACAACAACAGCGGCGGCGGUGGUGGUGGGCGCGGUGGCGGCUGGAACAGCAGCCGUGGUGGACGCGGCGGAUUCCACUCGCAGUACAACAAGUCGUCGCGACCCAGCCGUCCAUUCCGGUCUCGAUCAAGGUCCCGGUCCCGAGAUAUCAAUCGAAGAGACAAUUCAGACCUCCAGCGGAAUCGGUUUCUACGCGACCGGUCCAGGGAUCGGUCCAGGGAUCGCCUGCGCCACCCUCCCGACUCGACUCGAUCGCCUCUUCGACCAUCAGACGACUUCCGACACGCGUCGCCGUUGCGACAUCACUCCGACUCGACUUUGAGCCAUGACCACUCGAAGCGCCCGUCGCCCCAACGCCAUCCGCCGCCUCCGUCGCCUCCUUUUCGACCCACGGCCCCUGGUCUCUUGACCCCUCCCCGUCAACUCGACUUGGCUCGGCCAUCCGUUACCUCCCCGCGGCCUGGACUUCUGGACUCCUCUCAUCUCACGUCUUCUUCUUCUCAAAGUGUUUCACCCCAUCCGAUCAAACGGGGCGACGAGUCGCCCCGCACGACCAUAGGGGCACCCAACGAGUCCUCGAAUCCUCCAUCUGCGUAUGCCUCUCCCCUAGCAUCGUCAUCACGACAAUCACCAGCUCACUCGACACAGCAACUGCCAUUCUCAACUCCGCCACCUUCGACGGUUCGUCCAUCGAACCAGCAGUCGUCCCCUCGGACGCCGUCAGAAGCUUCCUGGAGCAUGCCACUCGGUGUUCCUACCGAUUCUGGAGAAUCUGGUGGUCCUGCAAGGCAGAGCCCCCAACGACGGUUCGCUCAAGCCGUUCCUCCUUCCUCGCACCAAACGUCAUCGUCCCCUCGGCCCCCCGUUCCCGCGACGACUCGCCCGAAGCCUCCAGCUGCUCCGACCACGCCUGACCAAACAGAGUCGAAACGAGACGAGCUGUCGCCUUUGAAACCGUUCUUGUCUCGUCGCGGGUCGUUGGAUCUGGUGCACCAGUCGCAGCGAUCUCAUCAUCACUCGACAUCCCCUAAACUCGGGUCACGAGUGCACAGCCCCAACGUUGCUGCACAAGGCACUAGCCCUUCCAAGAAUCAUCACCCCCUCUCGUCCCAACGCCACCAGGCAGACGGGGUCGUACCUGGGGCGGCGGCGCGUCGAAGAAGCAUCGACGAACAUCAUACAGCAAACCCCCCGUCAGUGCUCGUGGCGAUGCUGGAAGAAACAAUCCUCGAGCCCCCCAAACCCAAGGACGACGACGACGCCAAGCAGCAGCGACCUCGUCUGGGCUGGGGCCAAGGGUUGGCCGCUGCUUCUCCCACUGCCACGUCAACAACAACCAAACGGCCUCGCAUGGGCUGGGGCAUGGGGCUCGUGGUCACUCAAGUGCCGUCUCCAAAAGCUCAACCCGCUCCAAGUGCAUCUACUCCACUCUUGUCGUCGCCGCCACCCGCGCUCUCCACGAACGAUAACACGCCGGUCGGAGUUCCCAGUUCACUCGACGACUCAACAACUGUGGGUGGUAGUAGUCGUAACUCUGACCACCAACCGUUCGAUGGACGAGGGUCCGUGGUGGUGGCUCCACUGCUGCCGCCACCACCUCCGCUAUCGACGCCAGACCCGGUGGAUAUGGAGAUUGACGACGAUCCUGUCGUGAAUCUGCCGCCGCCGCCGCCGAUGGCUCUCGGGGUUCCGAAAGAGGACAUUCUGUCGUCGAUUGACUUGUUGGAUGCGGAAAUUGCCGACGUCACAGCGCAACUAGUUUGUGCGAAACAAGGGCUGCAGCAGCAGAAUCCCCAGACACAAACGACCAAGCCCACGGAAGAGCUGCCGCCGCCGCCGCUUUGUUCACCGGUGGACAAGGCGAGUCCGUCCAAGAAGGCGCGACCCGUGCUGGUGGACCCGAAGCUGAUGGCCAUGGUGCAGUCGUUGAUGGAAGACAACAAGACCAAGGCGGCCGACGCCCACGCGAUGAUCGCCGCGCUCGGCAAACAAACGGUGCAGUACACCCGCCCCGUCGACUGCCCCGGGUACGACGACACACUCGUACGCGCAAAGAUGCUGCACCACCGCGUGACGCUGCGCGUACGCAGACACAAGCAGCGUCAUUACGCCGACAUGAAGGCCCUGGCGGCCGAGUACGGCGCACUGAAAAAGGUAUGGCGCGCCAAAGUGAAGAAACUCGAAAAGGACCGCAAGAAGCAGGAAAAGCGCACGAAACUGCGCCACAAAGAGUCGGGAGAGCACAAAGCGGCCACGACCACGGCAUUGGACGACAAACACUGUCCAAAUCCACACCCGCCAUCCAACGACUCGCAGCAGAUCAACCACCUCCGUUCGUCAUCUCGACUGACCAACAACACGCAGCAUUCGCAAAUGUCCAUGAUCAAGCACAUUGCCGACGUCGAGAAAGAAAAGCAGGCCGAGCUGUGGGACCAAGAAAUCAAGCGAAAACGACUCAAGAACGCGAUGCUGUCGUCGGGGGGGUCGCACAACAGUCCGUACGUGAUUCCAGAUAUGAUUGUGGACAAGGAACUGGUCCAAAUUAAACGGUUCAUUCCCCUGCCAAAGCCCCUCUUGACCGGCAUGGAGCCGACGCCGGACUCACACAUUGACGGAUUGCAUUACUUGAAUGCAUUCCAGUUUACGAACCCGUGGACUGACAUUGAAAAGUGCAUAUUCGUCGACAAGUUUCUGCAAACGCCCAAGAACUUUUUCCGCAUUGCUAGCUUCUUGCAAAACAAGACCACGGGCGACGUCAUCUCGUUCUACUACCACACGAAAAAAGUACUCGACUACAAAGCCAUCAUCCGCGAGCAGCAGCUGCGUCGGCGCGGCGCCAGCAUCAAGAACACAUGGAACUGCUGGCAACUGAGUUUGUGCGCCGCCAUGGCGCUGGGCGUCCAGUUCCCCGCCGCGAUUCAAGCCAGCGUGCUGCAUCAGUCCAAGUUUCGAUCACAUCAAGCGGCGCAGUCGAUUUUGCAGGCGGCGGCGCCGGUCGUGUCCAAGGAUACGAUCGGCAAAGCCGACGAAGACGACGAGAAGCCCUUCGUGCUCGAUUUAACGGAUUUCCUCGACGACAACCUGUUCACGACCGGAUACAACUUGACGUGUCGGUCGGUCCAGAGCCGAUUCGACGCGUUCCGUGCAUCCCCCGACUUUCACCCCGAGCACCCGCCAGCUACCACCACCCCAGGUCCUCCAUCUAAAAAGGCCAAAAUGGUCGACGAUUCAGCAGCGACCGCGUCGCCGGUGGCCGUCCGUCGCAAGCCAACGACGCCGCGCCCGAUCCCGAACAAGGGGGCCGUCAAAAAGAAGAGUCGCCCUGCCGCCUUGAAAAAGUCCGACGACGAUCACCACCACCACCUGCCACCGCCGCUGGCAUCUCCCCAAGUCCCCAAAGUCGACUCGAAACCACUGCAGUCCCCGGACGCCCCCCAUCCCCCGCUCCUUCCGCUGCCAGCGGCGACGCCCCCGCUGUUUGCCCCCGUGCCCCUGACCCCUCGCACGACCCCCACUUCGUCGUCGCUGUUUCUCAAUGCUGCGGCACUCACCAACCUGCCGCCAGGAAAGCGCGUCGUUCAAAAGUGGACCGAGCAAGAAAAAUCCGACUUUCUCAAAUAUUUCUCGGUGUAUGGCAAGGAUUGGGCGGCGCUGACGACGAGCAUCCCGAGCAAAACUGCGGCGCAGAUCAAGAAUUAUUAUCAAAACUACAAGAAUCGGCUGGGUUUGCAGGAUGUUUUGAAGAAGCGCCCCGAGCACCACCGCCCGAGCACGCCCCAGACCCACCACCAAACGUCGCCGUCCAUCAACUCGCCGUCGCAAGGAGGACGCCCGCCGCCGCCGCCACCGCCGCCUGCGUUUUCGUUUCCGUUGUCCAUUCAAGUGCCGCAAGAGUACAACACGUCACAACAACAAUCGACGGCGCCGACGUCCAUGAACGCCGCGCAGCAUCGCUUGAUUCAGCUGCAGAAGGAACUGUCCCGGAUACAAAUGCAGCAGUUGCCCACAACGACAUCGUCCUCCGCAUCCACCUCGGCGGCGGCGGCGGCAUCAUCGUCGUCGUCCAUGGGGGGUGGCCAGGCGUUUCCUAGCGCGACGCCGGGGUCGCAAUUGAAGCUACUGCAGUACAGCUUGCAGCAACAAGUGCAGAUGCUGCAGAUGCAAAUGUACCAGCAAAGUGUGCAAGACACCCACGCGAUACACCAGUCGUACGGGGGAGUUCCUCGGUUGAAUCAACCGUCGCCGUAUUACGACCGAUACAAGGGAGAACCAAGCAGCAGCAAGGACGCGCCAUUGGCAACCAGCGAAGUUCUCUUGGCAGCGCGUCCACUAGUCGACAACCAGACGCCAAAAAGUCUGCCCCCCCUCGACCCCCCAACCGCCAGCAGCGCGCCGCCCAGCGUCCCAAGUCGCAUGUCAUUUUCGUCCAUCUUGAAUGAAAGUGUGGGCAGUCCGCAGUACGCUUCGUCGCCGUCGGCGUCGACGCCCGUCGUGAUUGCGUCCGCCCCGGCGUCGAAUCGGUCGUCCAUGUCGAGUCUGCUCAACCGGCCAUCCUCCUCCUCGUCGUCCGACAUAUCCCCGAUGCUGCCAAACGCGCCAUUCACCCAGCGGAGUUUUAGCUCGACCUUGUACCACCACCCAGUCCUGCAUAAUCAUCGGCAGCAGCUCUACCAUGACCACCACCACCCCCCCCCCAGCAACAACAUGCAAGACCCCACAAGCCAAAUCGGCCCGUACCACCACAUCCACCCGUUGCAGCAGCAAUCGUCGCUGCAUUCACUGCAGUCUAUGCACACAUCGCAACUACCUUCGUCGAUGCACCAGCCCAUCCAGCCCAUGCCUUGCCAGCCCAUGCUACAGCCCAUCCAGCCCCUGCACAGACAGCACAACGUGCUUCCCAUCUACCGCGCCAUGGACGACGCGUGGACCAAUCAGCCUGCUUCCGCUGACGGUCGCUACGACGAACACACGAGGCAUGUCUUGGACAAGGAGGCGGCGCACCUUCGAGAGGCCCAGGAAGAAGCCGCUGCCGCCGCGUUGAAUGCGGCCGCGGCGGCUGCCCGCGUCGAGGCGCUGCAGCGAAACGUGGUCGCGAGGCAGGAGCAGCAGCAACCGACGAUGGUCCUGGCCCCGCCUCGCUUUGCCAGUCACCCGCCCCCGCAGCCGCCGCCGUUCCACCUCAACCUCCCCCCGCGCCCCCCCCUCGACCCCCCCGGUACGAACGCGGUCGCUCCGUCGCCUUCUUCUCGAGCCAACACCACCACAGCCGAUAGAGGAUAAGUCCGUAGCAUAGAGUAACUAGUCUUGUUAUGUAUAGCUUUUCGAUUUGAUACAAA